This is a messenger RNA of Melospiza melodia melodia, 744 nucleotides long. RefSeq names its product YJU2 splicing factor homolog B (gene YJU2B). The annotation marks the transcript as partial. Lineage: Eukaryota; Metazoa; Chordata; Aves; Passeriformes; Passerellidae. The transcript is spliced from 2 exons. The record is from RefSeq and is a predicted model, not a curated record.
CCCCAGCCCAAUUCCCGUCCCCAGGAGGAGAAGAAGACGCUGCGGGAGGAGGAGGAGGAGGCGGCGGCGCUGGCGAGGAAGGCCGGGCUCUCCAUCCCCCUGCUCCGGGAGGAGGAGGAGGAUCGGCGGCUGGCGGCGCUGCUCAGCCUGCGCGCCCCCGACUCCUACGAGCAGCGGCAGCGCCUGAAGCGCUCCGAGAUCUCCCAGCGCUCCUGGUUCGGACCCGGCACCUCCCGGACCCCUCCCCAAAAACUGGGCUGGGGGCGUCACGGACACCGCCGGGACCCCCCCCAACCCCCGCCGGGCUCGGCAUCGUCAGGAGGGGGGCGGGGACGCCCCGGGACCCCCCCCAGGAUGGGGGAACCCUCCCCCAGACCGAGGGACCCCUCCCCAAAUUGGGGGAACUCCCCGGGACCCCCCCUGUGCCGCCCCCGAGGACCCUCCCCAGGCUAAGGGAACCCCCCGGGACCCUCCCCAAAUUGAGGGGACCCCUCGGGACCCCCCCAGAUUGAGGGACCCCCCGGGGACGCCCCCGCCCCAUCUUUGGUCGCCGAUUAUUCCGACUCCGAUUCCGAGAGCCCCUGAGGGAUUUGGGGGGGCCGGGACCCCCAAAAAAAACUGUGGGGGGUGGGGGUUGGUUUGGGGAGGGGUCUCCGAGCCCUCUGCCCCCCGCCCCGAGACCCCCUGCCUCCUGUUUAUUAUAAUUUAUCCCCCCAAAAUAAUUAAAAUUGAAAUUUAAAAAUU